This is a messenger RNA of Sturnus vulgaris (Common starling), 2482 nucleotides long. The record is from RefSeq and is a predicted model, not a curated record. Lineage: Eukaryota; Metazoa; Chordata; Aves; Passeriformes; Sturnidae.
GAUUGGGAGCUCGGAGUAAGCUGCUUCAGAGCUUUGGGGUUCCCUUCAGCAAAGCGAGGCAGCCUGGCAUUGGCCUGGGAGUGCGGAGGGUCGGUCAGUGCUGCCUCACUUUUGGAACAGCGUGGUAAAUGUCUGGAUUUGCACUUGGGCCAAGUGCCAGCUCAGUGACCAAAGCAGUCAAGGCUGGAGAGGUGGACGCCAAGACCCGUCGACAGAUCUUCGAUGCGAUCGGAUUCACGUUCCCGACCCGCCUGCUGACCUCCCGGCAGCCCCCAGCCGGCUGCCCCCCGCACACCUUCCGUGCCUUCGGCCUCACCCUGCUGGCCUGUUUCUGCACCGACCCAGAGCUAGCAGGGCACUCCCAGAUCCUGAACAAAAUCCCAACCUUCAAUGACAUCCUGCUUUCCCCCUGCGACCUGGACUGCACAUCCAUGGUUGAUGAUGUGUACCAGUGCCUCAGCGCUGUGCUGGCCACGGCCAGGGGCCCCAGGGAGUUGGUGACCAAAGGGACAGUGUCUGCCUUGUGCCAGGCCUACCUGAAUGGUGGUCACGGCUCUGACCGUGCCCUCACAUUGCUUGUGGGGCUGUUGGCUGUAGCAGAGGCCAAGUGCUGGCAGAGAGAUGCUCCACAGCUCCUGGCUGUGCUCAGCAAGCUCUCUGGUGAUUUCCUCAAGGCCGAAGACAUGACCAAAUUUGAGCUGUGUGAGGUUCUGCCCCACUUCAUCCCCCUGUCACCUCCUCUCACAGAGAGCUCGCAGGGCUCUGAGUGCCUCUGCAGACUUUACAAAGGGCUGGCUGAUGUUUUGGGCAGCAAACUCAGCCAGUCACAGCGGGACCCUGCUCUGAAGCUCGCAGCCAGCCUCGUGCAGGCCUGUGGGGCUGAGUGGAUCCCAGCAGGGAGUGCUGGCAGCAAGUUCCUGGCCCUGCUGGUGAACUUGGCUUGUGUGGAGGUCCGCCUGACCCUGGAGGAGCCAGGUCCUAUGGAGACGGAGGGGAAGAAAGAAGUGGUGACAGCCUGCUAUGUCCUUAUGGAGAUGGGGAUCCAGGAGUGCCUGAGGGAAGAGAACCCUCUGCUAGAAAAUGUGCAGAAAGUGCAACUCAUGAGGAUUAUGGAGGAGGCAUUUGGAGCUGUAAUAUUCUACUUGAGAGAGGUUAAACAGGAGGAGCUGCAAGAUCCUUUCAUCUUUGCCUCUGUUAGAGUCCUUGGAGCUUGGAUGGCAGAAGAGACAUCCUCCCUCAAGCAGGAAAUCUGUGAGCUCUUGCCUUUCCUUGUUGAUUAUGCCAGAAAGCUCUUCAAGGAGGGCAGCCCAGCUGUCAGUCUUCCCCAGGCAGAGCUGGUCAGCGCCAAGGGCUCUGCCUUACCCCAGGAUGCUCUGAGAUUUCUGCUACCUGGAUUUUGCCAUUUAACAGCAGAGGACAGGCCCCGGGACAUCCUCAUCUCUGUAGGGGCACCAGCACUGCUGUGUGAGUACUUCCUGCAGCAGUGGGAGGUUCUGACCUCCAAGUCCACGGCCCCAGCACCCCUGACAAGCACUGAAAUGAGUCUCCAGACCUUGUGUGGGAUUUUCCUUAACCUGGUUGUUACUGCUCCGGACCUGGUCAGGUGUGACAAAACCUUUUCCUCCUUGAUGGAUGUGUUGCUGAACUCUCUCCCACUUCUGCUGCCUCAGAAGCAUCACCUGGUUCUGGCAGCAAACGUUGCCACUCUGGGCCUGAUGAUGGCCAGGAUCCUUGCGGGGUCAGCAGCCCUUCAGGGAACGAAGUCUGCCAAGGAGUUUUUUGGAGCUGCCAUUUGCUUCCUCUCCCAGGCCCACACGGCCCAGGCAGACCCCAGCAGCGAUGGCCUGGCCUUGGCAGUGUCACCCACCUUCGUGAGUGCCUGGGAUGACAUCCAGGAGCUCUGGUUCCUGGGAAUGCAGGCCUUGGCCGGCUGCAUCCCUCUUUUCCCCUGGCUGCCACAGGCCGUUCUCCAGGCGCAGUGGCUGCAGGGACUCUCGCAGUUGCUGUCCCGCGUUGCUCCGUCCUCUGUGGAUUUUGAGCUUGUCACCGCUUUCCAGGCUGUCCUGGUGGAGCUGGCCAGAGCCAGCGAGCAGUGCAGGGAUGUGAUCCUGUCCCACCACGGCACAGAGUGGGCCAGUCUGUAUGGAAUGGCAGCUCUGGAACAGUGUCUGGCCGAGCAGCGAGGAGCCAGCAGCAGUCCAGGUGGGAAAUGAAGCCAGACACGUGCAAAAGGUCUGUUCAAGACUUCUGGCAUGUUAUUUGCUGCCGGAUGGGCAUCCAAAAAACCCAUUAAAUGAGCAAACUUUACAAAACUGGAGUGAUGCACCAGCGCCCAGCAUGAUCAACACUGCCCACAUCAGUGUGCAGAACUGCUGCUGCCUCAGAACAUUUCAUCAUGACCUUGCUCAACCUGUUGUGAGGAUUUCUCUGUAAAAACAGCCUGUUUUUUUAUUAAAGACAUUUUGUCAGUUUGUUUUUCAUA